Messenger RNA from Metarhizium brunneum ARSEF 3297, 270 nucleotides. RefSeq lists its product as uncharacterized. The record is from RefSeq and is a predicted model, not a curated record. NCBI's taxonomy places the organism in Eukaryota, Fungi, Ascomycota, Sordariomycetes, Hypocreales, Clavicipitaceae.
AUGCCUUACCACGCGGAAUGGGAAGAGUACAUCAAGCACUUCCGAGAGAAUCGGCGUUUGCUUGUCGCCCGCAACAUUGAUUUCAAUGCUACUCGGGCUGAAUUUGAAGAUCAUGUCCGAGCCAGGCUCACCAAGCCCGGCUCCGUCAUCUUCCUCUGGCCGCCAGCUCCAGCCCAGUACAACAACUUCAACAACCACAUAGGCUGGAUGAUGCUUGGGUUCAACCACCGGCCCGAUGCUAGGAUGGCUCAGGAUGACCUCGCGAACUAG